CACUCCAAUCGGCCGACAUAUUGAAAAAAAUUGCUCCGUGCGUUAAAUCGAGGCGCUCCGUGAAAAUUGCGAGAAACUACUGAAAAUCAAUAGUUUAAUUAACAAAUUAACAGUGAACGAUCACGUUUUCCAUCAAAGUUUGUGCACGGUCAAACAUUUGAUGAAGAGGAAGCACCAGCAGCAGUAUUAAAUUAAAAUAAAUCAGCGCCCAGAGAAGCUUAAGCAAUAUCAAUAUCGAAACGAACGAAACACUCAAGAAACUAGACAAAUAAACGAACCAUCAAAAUGGAGAACUUCACACCCAAGGAGGUGAAGAUCCUCGAGACAGUCGAGGACAUCCAGGAGCGACGUGAGCAGGUCCUGUCGCGCUACAAUGACUUUAAGAUCGAGACGCGUCAGAAGCGUGAGAAGCUCGAGGACUCGCGUCGCUUCCAGUACUUCAAGCGCGACGCCGAUGAGCUGGAGUCGUGGAUUCACGAGAAGCUGCAGGCGGCCAGCGAGGAGAGCUACCGCGAUCCGACCAACCUGCAGGCCAAGAUCCAGAAGCACCAGGCCUUCGAGGCCGAGGUGUCGGCCCACAGCAACGCCAUUGUCUCGCUCGACAACACCGGCCAGGAGAUGAUCAACCAGCAGCACUUUGCCUCCGAGUCGAUCCAGGUUCGCCUCGACGAACUGCACAAGCUGUGGGAGCUGCUCCUCAGCCGCCUGGCCGAGAAGGGCCUCAAGCUGCAGCAGGCUCUCGUCCUGGUGCAGUUCCUUCGCCAGUGCGAGGAGGUGAUGUUCUGGAUCAAGGACAAGGAGACCUUUGUCACCGCCGACGAGUUUGGUCAGGAUCUGGAGCAUGUGGAGGUGCUGCAGCGCAAGUUCGAUGAAUUCCAGAAGGACAUGGCUUCGCAGGAGUACCGCGUGACUGAGGUCAACCAGCUGGCCGACAAGUUGGUGCAGGACGGUCAUCCAGAGCGCGAUACGAUCACCAAGCGCAAGGAGGAGCUGAACGAGGCUUGGCAACGUCUGAAGCAGCUGGCCAUUGUGCGCCAGGAGAAGCUCUUCGGCGCCCACGAGAUCCAGCGUUUUAACCGCGAUGCUGACGAAACCGUCGCCUGGAUUGCCGAGAAGGAUGUGGUGCUCUCGUCCGAUGACUAUGGCCGGGAUUUGGCCAGUGUUCAGGCACUGCAGCGCAAGCACGAAGGAGUCGAGCGCGAUUUGGCCGCCCUGGAGGACAAGGUCUCCACCCUGGGAGCCGAGGCCCAGCGCCUGUGCUCAAUCCACGCCGAUCACAGCGACCAGAUCCGCGACAAACAGGCCGAGAUCGCUAACUACUGGCAGAGUCUCACCACCAAGGCCCGCGAGCGCAAGCAGAAGUUGGAUGAAUCCUACUACCUGCACCGUUUCCUCGCCGACUUCCGCGACCUGGUGUCCUGGAUCAACGGCAUGAAGGCCAUCAUUUCAGCCGACGAGCUGGCCAAGGAUGUGGCUGGAGCAGAGGCCCUCCUGGAGCGCCACCAGGAGCACAAGGGCGAGAUCGAUGCCCGCGAGGACAGCUUCAAGCUGACCACCGAGUCCGGACAGAAGCUGUUGGAGCGUGAGCACUACGCCGCCGCCGAGAUACAGGAGAAGCUCGCCGCUCUGGAGAACGACAAGAGCUCGCUGCUGUCGCUGUGGGAGGAUCGUCGCAUCCUGUACGAGCAGUGCAUGGAUCUGCAGCUCUUCUACCGCGAUACGGAGCAGGCUGACACCUGGAUGGCCAAGCAGGAGGCCUUCCUGGCCAACGAGGACCUAGGUGAUUCCUUGGACUCAGUGGAGGCGCUGAUUAAGAAGCACGAGGACUUUGAGAAGAGUCUGGCCGCCCAAGAGGAGAAGAUCAAGGCUCUGGACAUCUUUGCCACCAAGCUGAUCGAUGGCCAGCACUAUGCCGCCGACGAUGUCGCCCAGCGCCGCCAGAUGCUCCUUGCCCGGCGGGCUGCCCUCCAGGAGAAGUCCUCGAGGCGUCGCCAGCUGCUGGAUGACUCCAACCGAUACCAGCAGUUCGAGCGCGAUUGUGACGAGACCAAGGGCUGGAUCAGCGAGAAGCUUAAGUUCGCUACGGAUGACAGCUAUCUGGAUCCCACCAACCUGAACGGCAAGAUGCAGAAGCACCAGAACUUUGAGCACGAGCUAAAUGCCAACAAGUCGCGCAUCGAGGACAUCACCAACGUGGGCACCGAGCUAAUCGAGAAGCAGCACUACGCCGCCGACCAGAUCAACACCCGCAUGCAGGAGAUCGUGGUGCUAUGGGAGACCCUCGUCCAGGCUUCGGACAAAAAGGGAACCAAGCUGAACGAGGCCUGUCAGCAGCAGCAGUUUAACCGCACCAUCGAGGACAUUGAGCUGUGGUUAAGCGAGAUCGAAGGCCAGCUGUUGUCCGAGGAUCACGGCAAGGACCUGACCUCCGUGCAGAACCUGCAGAAGAAGCACGCCCUGCUGGAGGCCGAUGUGAUGGCCCACCAGGAUCGCAUUGAGAGCAUCAAGGUGGCGGCCAACAAGUUCAUCGAGUCCGGUCACUUUGAUGCGGACAACAUUCGCAACAAGGAGGGAAAUCUCUCGGCUCGCUAUGCCGCCUUGGCUGCCCCCAUGGGCGAGAGGAAGCAGCAUCUGUUGGACUCGCUCCAGGUGCAGCAGCUCUUCCGUGACUUGGAGGACGAGGCUGCCUGGAUCCGCGAGAAGGAACCCAUUGCUGCAUCCACGAACCGCGGUCGUGACUUGAUUGGUGUGCAGAAUCUGAUCAAGAAGCACCAGGCUGUGCUGGCCGAGAUCAACAACCACGAAGCCAGGUUGCUGAAUGUGAUCAGCUCGGGCGAGAACAUGCUGAAGGAUCAGCCCUUCGCCAGCGAUGACAUCCGUCAGCGCCUGGAGGCCCUCCAGGAGCAGUGGAACACGUUGAAGGAGAAGUCCAGCCAGCGCAAGCAGGAUUUGGACGACUCCCUGCAGGCUCACCAGUACUUUGCCGAUGCUAACGAGGCGGAGUCGUGGAUGCGCGAGAAGGAACCGAUUGCCACGGGCAGUGACUACGGCAAGGACGAGGAUUCCUCGGAGGCUCUGCUCAAGAAGCACGAGGCUCUGGUCUCCGAUCUGGAAGCCUUUGGCAACACCAUCCAGGCGCUGCAGGAGCAGGCCAAGAACUGUCGCCAGCAGGAGACGCCCGUUGUGGACAUUACCGGCAAGGAGUGCGUGGUGGCUCUCUACGACUACACUGAGAAGUCCCCACGUGAGGUCUCGAUGAAGAAGGGCGAUGUUUUGACCCUGCUCAACUCGAACAACAAGGACUGGUGGAAGGUGGAGGUCAACGAUCGCCAGGGCUUCGUCCCGGCCGCUUACAUCAAGAAGAUCGAAGCCGGUUUGAGUGCCUCGCAACAGAACCUGGUGGACAACCAUUCGAUUGCCAAGCGCCAGAACCAGAUCAACUCGCAGUACGACAACUUGCUGGCCCUCGCCCGCGAGCGCCAGAACAAGCUGAACGAGACCGUGAAGGCCUACGUCCUGGUGCGUGAGGCUGCCGACCUGGCCCAAUGGAUCCGCGACAAGGAGAACCACGCCCAGAUCGCCGAUGUUGUGGGCGAGGAUCUGGAGGAGGUGGAGGUGCUCCAGAAGAAGUUCGACGACUUUAACGACGACCUCAAGGCCAACGAGGUGCGACUGGCCAACAUGAACGAGAUUGCCGUGCAGCUGACUUCCCUGGGUCAGACGGAGGCCGCCCUGAAGAUCCAGACCCAGAUGCAGGACCUGAACGAGAAGUGGAACAACCUGCAGACGCUGACCGCCGAAAAGGCCAGCCAGCUGGGCUCCGCCCACGAGGUGCAGCGUUUCCACCGCGACAUCGAUGAGACCAAGGAUUGGAUUGCCGAGAAGGCCAAUGCCCUGAACAACGACGACUUGGGCAAGGAUCUGCGCAGUGUUCAGACCUUGCAGCGCAAGCACGAAGGCGUGGAACGCGACUUGGCCGCUCUGCGAGAUAAGAUCCGCCAGCUGGACGAGACCGCCAACAGGCUGAUGCAGUCGCAUCCGGACACCGCCGAGCAGACGUACGCCAAGCAGAAGGAGAUCAACGAGAUGUGGGACCAGAUCAUCACCAAGUCCACUGCCCGCAAGGAGAAGCUGCUGGACUCGUACGAUCUGCAGCGCUUCCUCAGCGACUACCGCGAUCUGCUGGCCUGGAUCAACUCGAUGAUGAGCCUGGUCACCUCCGACGAGCUGGCCAACGAUGUCACCGGAGCCGAGGCUCUGAUCGAGCGUCAUCAGGCACGCCGUGCUGAGAUUGAGUUCACACUGGGCAGCAGCUCGGCUCCUAAGGCCACCGCCUCGACCACCAGCAUCGCAUCUCCAUCCGGCGACGAGGAACAUCGCACGGAGAUCGAUGCCCGCGCCGGAACCUUCGGCGCCUUCGAGCAGUUCGGACACGAGCUGCUGCAGUCCAACCACUACGCCUCGCCGGAAAUCAAGGAGAAGAUCGAGGAUCUGGCCAAGGCCCGCGAGGAUCUGGAGAAGGCAUGGACCGAGCGUCGGCUGCAGCUGGAGCAGAACUUGGAUCUGCAGCUGUACAUGCGCGACUGCGAGUUGGCCGAGUCCUGGAUGUCGGCCCGCGAGGCCUUCCUCAACGCGGACGAUGAUGCCAAUGCCGGCGGCAAUGUGGAGGCGCUGAUUAAGAAGCACGAGGACUUCGACAAGGCCAUCAACGGGCAUGAGCAGAAGAUUGCUGCCCUGCAGACGGUGGCCGAUCAGUUGAUCGCCCAGAACCACUACGCCUCCAAUUUGGUGGACGAAAAGCGCAAGCAAGUGUUGGAGCGCUGGCGCCACCUCAAGGAUGGUCUGAUCGAGAAGCGCUCCCGGUUGGGAGAUGAGCAGACGCUGCAGCAAUUCUCGCGCGACGCCGAUGAGAUUGAGAACUGGAUCGCCGAGAAGCUGCAGCUGGCCACCGAGGAAAGCUACAAGGAUCCGGCCAACAUCCAGUCAAAGCACCAGAAGCACCAGGCUUUCGAGGCCGAGCUGGCCGCCAACGCCGAUCGCAUCCAGAGCGUGCUGGCCAUGGGCGGAAACUUGAUCGACAAGAAGCAGUGCAGUGGGUCGGAGGACGCAGUGCAGAAGCGGCUGACGCAGAUCGCCGAUCAGUGGGAGUACCUCACCCACAAGACGACCGAGAAGUCGCUAAAACUGAAGGAGGCGAACAAGCAGCGCACUUAUAUCGCUGCUGUCAAGGAUUUGGACUUCUGGUUGGGCGAGGUCGAGAGUCUUUUGACCACUGAGGAUUCUGGUAAGGAUUUGGCAUCUGUCCAAAACCUCAUGAAGAAGCAUCAGUUGGUCGAGGCGGAUAUCGUGGCGCACGAAGACCGCAUCAAGGACAUGAACAACCAGGCCGAUUCCUUGGUGGAGAGCGGCCAGUUCGACACUGCCGGCAUCCAGGAGAAGCGCCAGAGCAUCAAUGAGCGCUACGAGCGGAUCUGCAACUUGGCGGCCCACCGCCAGGCCCGUCUCAACGAGGCCCUGACCCUGCACCAGUUCUUCCGCGACAUUGCCGACGAGGAGAGCUGGAUCAAGGAGAAGAAGCUGCUUGUCGGCUCCGACGACUAUGGUCGCGAUCUGACCGGCGUCCAGAACCUCAAGAAGAAGCACAAGCGUUUGGAGGCCGAGUUGGGCUCCCACGAGCCGGCCAUUCAGGCUGUGCAGGAGGCUGGCGAGAAGCUGAUGGACGUGUCCAACCUCGGUGUGCCGGAAAUUGAGCAGCGCCUGAAGGCUCUGAACCAGGCUUGGGCCGAGCUCAAGAACCUUGCAGCCACGCGAGGCCAGAAGCUGGAUGAGUCGCUGACCUACCAGCAGUUCCUCGCCCAGGUGGAGGAGGAGGAGGCCUGGAUCACCGAGAAGCAGCAGCUUCUGUCUGUCGAGGACUACGGUGACUCGAUGGCCGCUGUCCAAGGUUUGCUGAAGAAGCACGACGCCUUCGAGACGGACUUCACUGCCCACAAGGACCGCUGCUCCUUGAUCUGCGACCAGGGCAGUGAGUUGGUGGAGGCCAAGAACCACCAUGGAGAGUCCAUUGCCCAGCGCUGCCAGCAGCUGCGCCUCAAGCUGGACAACCUGUCCGCCCUGGCCGCCCGCCGCAAGGGAGCCCUGCUUGACAACUCGGCCUAUCUGCAGUUCAUGUGGAAGGCCGAUGUGGUCGAGAGCUGGAUUGACGACAAGGAGAACUAUGUGCGCUCCGACGAGUUCGGACGCGACCUGUCCACCGUGCAGACGCUGUUGACCAAGCAGGAGACAUUCGAUGCAGGUCUCAACGCCUUCGAGCAGGAGGGCAUCCACAACAUCACGGCUCUGAAGGACCAACUGAUCAACGCCAGCCACGCCCAGUCGCCGGCCAUCCUCAAGCGCCAUGGAGACGUCAUCGCCAGAUGGCAGAAGCUGCGCGACGCUUCCGACACGCGCAAGCAGCGACUGUUGGCCAUGCAGGAGCAGUUCCGCCAAAUCGAGGAACUCUACUUGACAUUUGCCAAGAAAGCUUCGGCCUUCAAUUCUUGGUUCGAAAAUGCCGAGGAGGAUCUCACUGAUCCUGUUCGCUGCAAUUCGAUCGAAGAAAUCCGCGCCCUGCGCGACGCCCAUGCCCAAUUCCAGGCGUCCCUUUCGUCGGCCGAAGCUGAUUUCAAGGCAUUGGCAGCACUCGACCAGAAGAUCAAGAGCUUUAAUGUUGGACCCAACCCCUACACGUGGUUCACCAUGGAAGCUCUUGAGGAGACCUGGCGUAACCUGCAAAAGAUCAUAGAGGAACGCGAUGGGGAACUUGCCAAGGAAGCCAAGCGCCAGGAGGAGAACGACAAGCUACGCAAGGAGUUCGCCAAGCACGCCAAUCUGUUCCACCAGUGGCUCACAGAGACAAGAUAUUAUAUGCUGGGUUAUAACCGUCAAGGAACGUCCAUGAUGGAAGGCUCCGGUUCCCUGGAACAGCAACUGGAGGCGCUUCGCGUCAAGGCCACCGAAGUGCGUGCCCGUCGCGUCGACCUCAAGAAGAUCGAGGAACUGGGCGCCCUGCUGGAGGAGCAUCUGAUCCUGGACAACCGCUACACGGAACACUCGACGGUGGGCCUGGCCCAGCAAUGGGAUCAGCUCGACCAGCUUUCCAUGCGCAUGCAGCACAAUUUGGAACAGCAGAUCCAGGCACGCAACCACUCGGGCGUCUCUGAGGACUCACUCAAGGAGUUCUCGAUGAUGUUCAAGCACUUCGACAAGGACAAGAGCGGCAAGCUGAAUCACCAGGAGUUCAAGUCCUGCCUGCGCGCCCUCGGCUACGACCUGCCCAUGGUGGAGGAGGGACAACCCGACCCGGAGUUCGAGGCCAUCCUCGAUGUGGUCGAUCCCAACCGGGAUGGCUACGUCUCCCUGCAGGAAUACAUCGCGUUCAUGAUCUCCAAGGAGACGGAGAACGUGCAAUCCUACGAGGAGAUCGAGAAUGCCUUCCGCGCCAUCACCGCCGCCGACCGCCCCUACGUCACCAAGGAGGAGCUCUACUGCAACCUCACCAAGGACAUGGCGGACUACUGCGUGCAGCGCAUGAAACCCUUCUCCGAACCGCGCUCCGGCCAGCCCAUCAAGGACGCCCUGGACUACAUAGACUUUACGCGAACGCUGUUCCAGAACUAAAGAGCCUGCAUUGUCUUGUUUAGUGGCGCCUGAGCAUAUGUCUUACAAUUUAAAGUAUAUUUCUAAAAACCAACAAAACCACAAAAAAAAAACAAACAAAAUUAUAUAUUUACACCAUUAUUUUCGAUAAUUUAGUCUAUAAGUCAAACAGUUUAAUGCUUAUUUAAGAACCUAUGCCACAAUGAACCUAAAAUCAACAAUAGCACCUUGCAAUACACAUAUUUAUCAAUCAACAUGAUAGUUUUCGCAUUUAUUUAACAACACCCCGAUGAAAGUAUCUUAAAUUUGGACGUUUCAGUUUGAGAAUUGGCCAGGCGUCAGGCCGCCGGAGAAGAUAUUUAAUCGAGGAUAUAAUCAAAGUAAUCUGAGCAACUUGCGCCUGAAGAGCAGAUACAGAUAAAAUGCUUAGCUUCCAGUUAUCGAUCAACUCACAUUUUUCAUAUUGAAUGUCUGUAACCUGUAACGAGCAUAGAUACAAUUGAAAUACCAAAAAGUUUAAGAUACUCUUGCUACCCAAAAAUACAUAAUAUUCAGCCUCCAGCCUUGUGUUUUCUCCAGUUUCUACGUGUAUUCGAAACGAAAGUAGUAAACUUUUUCAAAAACAAAAAAGCAAAAAAAAAAUCGAAGAAAAACCAAACAAUAAAUAUUUGCCUCUGUAUUGAACGUAUAUUUACAAUCCGUGAAUUGCAAAAAUAAAUAUAUUGCUGCAUGUCUAAAAA
This is a messenger RNA of Drosophila subpulchrella, 8378 nucleotides long. RefSeq names its product spectrin alpha chain (gene alpha-Spec). The record is from RefSeq and is a predicted model, not a curated record. The coding region runs from base 286 to 7659 and encodes 2457 amino acids. Gene Ontology annotation, cellular component: cell junction; cortical actin cytoskeleton; plasma membrane. The transcript is spliced from 9 exons. Gene Ontology annotation, biological process: actin cytoskeleton organization. NCBI's taxonomy places the organism in Eukaryota, Metazoa, Arthropoda, Insecta, Diptera, Drosophilidae. Gene Ontology annotation, molecular function: actin filament binding; calcium ion binding.